Messenger RNA from Hypoxylon fragiforme, 2011 nucleotides. RefSeq lists its product as uncharacterized. Bases 170 to 1861 code for a protein of 563 amino acids. Lineage: Eukaryota; Fungi; Ascomycota; Sordariomycetes; Xylariales; Hypoxylaceae. The record is from RefSeq and is a predicted model, not a curated record. The transcript has 2 exons. Gene Ontology annotation, biological process: regulation of DNA-templated transcription. Gene Ontology annotation, molecular function: zinc ion binding; DNA-binding transcription factor activity, RNA polymerase II-specific.
AUAAAUGGCCCCACUAUAAUCAUAUUACGUUACGUCGCUUCCGAUUUCCGAACUUCUCUGAUACAUACCACUCUACUUUUUACCCAUCGCAACUCAUUCUAUGCCUCUUCACUAUUCCGUUCCGUUGUAUCCUCUCAGAUCAAUCUCAAACUAACUUCACACUAUCUAAAUGACAUCUAGAGUAGGCAAGGCCAAGGUUAAAUCCGGGUGUCGCACUUGCAAAGUUCGGAGAAUCAAGUGUGAUGAAGGCUGGCCCGUGUGUACUCGGUGUGUCUCCACAGGCCGGGUCUGCGAAGGCUACGGAAUAUGGGGCGGGGGUGGGAAUCAGCUCGAUCGACGUUCCGUCCGUGCCAAUAGCAGCACAAGCUUGACGGGCUUCUAUGCACCAACGCUCCUCCAUGCUGUGAGCAAGGAAGAGAGUCGAUCCCUCGAAUGGUUUACCUACCGAACCGCCUUCAAACUCCCAGGUGCUUUCAGAUUUGACUUUUGGGAUUCGCUUCUGUUCCAAGCCAUAUCGAACGAGACCGCUGUCCUGCAAGCCGUUCUAGCCCUAAGCUCAGCUCACAAGGCGGAGCGCUUCACUGUUGCCGCUUCAGAUGCGGAGCCUGUUCCAGAUGAACAGGAGCAACGCACCUUGCGCCAUUACAGUAAAGCGAUUUCUUCUCUCCAGCCUCAUCUUUUUGCCAGGAAUCAUUCGUCUACCCGUGUUGCUCUUAUUACGUGCCUAGUAUUCAUCAUAAUGGAGUUCCUCCGCGGCCAUUACAGGACGGGCAACCUCCAUCUUCAAAUUGGCUUGAGACUUUUGAACGAGUCCCAGGCUCGGUCAAGUGCAAUCGAUAAUUAUAGUUUAUUUCUAGAAUCAUGUUCCAACUCAGUCGAUGCCUCGAUUAUCCAGGCCUUCAUCAGGUUCGAUGUGCAAGCAAAGUUCUUGGGUCAUGGGUCGGAGUACCUAGACUUGAUGGGUGAUGAUUACACGUCCGAGAUUCCCAGUCCAAGCUUCACAUUUCAAUCCAACAAUCAAGCAAGACAGCAUUUAGACAGGCUGCUCAGCCAAAUAUUCUUCUUAACGAACAAAUGUCGUGGUCAAGAGCUGCACCUGGGUCGAAUAUAUCCUAGUGCCAACUUCCUCGACCAACAGAAACGCAUUAAAGCGAGCCUUGCCGCGUGGCACCAAGCAUUUAAGGUCUCCACAGCAGUCUUAAAAGACAAGAAAGUAAACACGAAUAUGAUUGCGUAUUUAAUACUCCAUGUAUAUUACAGGAUCGCCAAGAUCAUGGCCGAUACUUGUGUAUGGCUAUUGGACGAGUCGAGAUAUGAUAUGCAUACGCGAGAAUUCGAAUCAAUAAUGGAGCAAGUGAAACAAAUACGCACCUAUGCAGACUCACCAACCACUGGCGGCAUAGGGCACUUUUCCGACAUGACUAACUCUGUGUCCGACCUAGGCGCGCUCCCGGCCGUCUAUUAUGUCGCUGUGAAAUGCCGGGUCCACCGAAUCAGACACGACGCUCUUGAGUUUCUAGAUGGGAUGACGCAUAAAGAAGGGAUAUGGAGUGCCCCUUUAUCUACUUGUGUUGCCCGCGAGGUCAUCAAGAUGGAAGAAGGUGACUUCUAUAAUGAAACACAUGGAGAUAACGACGUGACUUUAUAUGGCGACUCCAAUAAGGAAGGUCCAGACCCUCCUCCUCACCAGCCGACCCUGCUUGGCUUAUACAGGUUGCAUGAUGUUGAGAUUGACCUACCAGAAGGGUAUGGAGGGUCAAGUAUGGUGAAAUACAAGAGAAGAUUGCACGACUGUACGUGGGAGAUAAUUGAGAGAGAGUACGUGUACGAUAUGCCAACCAACAGUUGGUUACCGAAGUAGAAAGGGACCAAGUUAAGACGAUUAAUGCAACCGUCAAGUCAAAUGCAAUUGAAGAAGUUAUUCUUGGAAGUAUUUAUUGCAACAACCUGCUCUGAAGUUUCUCAGCCAUCCUGCAAGAGAGCAAUGAAUACUAUUAAAGAAAGAAGUGAU